Pristis pectinata (smalltooth sawfish) is the source of this 9393-nucleotide messenger RNA. RefSeq names its product E3 ubiquitin-protein ligase Itchy-like. NCBI's taxonomy places the organism in Eukaryota, Metazoa, Chordata, Chondrichthyes, Rhinopristiformes, Pristidae. The record is from RefSeq and is a predicted model, not a curated record. Gene Ontology annotation, molecular function: ubiquitin protein ligase activity; protein binding. Gene Ontology annotation, biological process: ubiquitin-dependent protein catabolic process; protein K48-linked ubiquitination; protein K29-linked ubiquitination.
CACGUGAGCAGGCGCUGCAAGAUGGCGGCGGCGGUGGAGGGGGAAAGUUGGUGGCUGUGAGCGGCGGGAGGCGGGCAAUCACCCUCCCCCGGCGCCCCCUCGCAAGGCGGAUUACAGUCUCGCCGUCGACACGGGUUCACACAUAGUCUGAACCAUGGCCACAAAUGGUACAAAUUCUGCUUCAACGAGCAACCACACAACAAAAUCGCAACUUGGGAUAAAAGUCAUUUGUGCAAAGCUCAAAGAAAAUAAGAAGAACUGGUUUGGGCCCAGUCCCUAUGUGGAAGUGGCAGUCGAUGGCCAGUCAAAGAAAACUGAGAAGCUCACCAACACACACAACCCUAAGUGGAAACAGCAUGUCACAGUGAUUGUAACACCAUUCAGCAUGAUCACAUUUAGAGUAUGGAGCCAUCAGACGCUGAAAUCAGAUGUCUUGCUGGGCUGUGCCACUCUGGACGUCUGUGAGACGUUAAAAUCUAAUAAUAUGAAAUUUGAUAAUGUGGUUAUAAAGUUACCACUCAGCAAUGACCGUGAUAUCAUGGAUGGGGGUGAGCUUAUUGUAUCUCUGGAUGGGUUAACUGUCGAUCCAGAAGUUUUGACCAAUGGAGAUUUGACAGGUGCAGCAAGCAACUCAACAAGUGAAGGUUUCCGGUGUGGUAGUGAGGCAUAUAUACUAAAUCCCUCGAGUGCAAAUGGUGAUGCAAUGUCACAAGAAGGCUCAGUGGACACUGGGCCUGCUGAUGAACACAAUAUGAAUGGCAGAAAUACUCCAUCACCGUCUCCAAAAUCAAAGCCGAUAAGGCCUCCGAGACCCGUGAGACCUCCACCUCCAGUCCCAUCCAGACCUGUCAGCAUAGCAGUCUGUGAAAAUGGGUAUUCUGUUCCUGUAGAGAAUGGGCCUUCUUCUGCUAUCAUCCCAACUGCAACGAACACCAUGCCUUCAGCUGUAGCAACAAAUUUACCAGAACCAUCUGCCAGCAUGGCACCGUCAGCUGCAUCCGUUUCUCCUGGUGACCGCACACUAAAUACAGUGAACAAGGGUCCACUUCCACCUGGCUGGGAGCAGAGGGUGGAUCAACAUGGUAGAUUGUAUUUUGUAGAUCACAUUGAGAAGCGAACAACGUGGGAACGACCACAAGCAUUACCUCCAGGCUGGGAGCGAAGGGUUGACGAGAGGCACAGGAUUUACUACGUUGACCACAUUACUAGGACCACCACGUGGCAGCGGCCCACAGUGGAGUCUGUCAGGAACUUUGAGCAAUGGCAGUCACAGAGAAAUCAGCUUCAGGGAGCCAUGCAGCAGUUCAACCAGAGAUUUAUUUAUUCGUAUCCUGAGCCAGUGGUGCCUGCUGAAUUUGACCCUCUUGGCCCAUUGCCAACUGGAUGGGAAAAGAGAACAGACAGCAAUGGCAGAAUGUACUUUGUAAACCACAUAACACGUACCACUCAGUGGGAGGAUCCAAGAACAGAGGGCAUUCUCAAUGAGAAGCCCCUGCCAGAUGGAUGGGAGAUGCGCUUUACAGUUGAUGGUGUUCCAUAUUUUGUGGAUCAUAAUAGAAGAACAACAACAUAUAUUGAUCCGCGCACUGGGAAGUCGGCACUAUCAAAUGGUCCAAACAUCGCUUACGUCCGUGAUUUCAGAUCCAAAGUCUCCUAUUUCAGGUUUUGGUGUCAGCAACUGGCUGCGCCUCAGCACAUCAAAAUAACUGUGACCAGGAAAACGUUAUUUGAGGACUCAUUUCAGCAGAUUAUGAGCUUUAAUCCUCAAGAUUUGCGACGGAGAUUAUGGAUCAUUUUCCCAGGCGAGGAAGGCUUAGAUUAUGGAGGCGUGGCAAGAGAAUGGUUCUUUCUACUUUCCCACGAAGUUUUGAACCCCAUGUAUUGCCUCUUUGAGUAUGCUGGAAAGGAAAGUUAUUGCUUGCAAAUAAACCCAGCAUCUUACAUCAACCCAGAUCAUCUGAAGUACUUCCGAUUCAUAGGUCGUUUCAUAGCCAUGGCAUUGUUUCAUGGGAAAUUCAUUGACACUGGAUUCUCUUUGCCAUUUUACAAACGGAUGCUGAGCAAACCAAUAGUAACCAAAGACUUGGAAUCUAUCGAUCCAGAAUUUUACAACUCCCUCAUUUGGAUAAGGGAGAACAACCUAGAAGAAUGUGGUCUGGAAAUGUAUUUCUCAGUUGACAAAGAAAUUUUGGGUGAAAUACAAACACAUGAACUGAAACCUGGUGGCAAUAAUAUCCUGGUGACUGAGGAAAACAAAGAGGAAUACAUUGGGCUGGUAGCUGAGUGGAGACUGUCACGUGGCGUUGAAGAGCAGACACAGGCGUUCUUGGAGGGCUUUAAUGAAGUGCUUCCUUUACACUAUCUUCAGUCGUUUGAUGCCAAAGAAUUGGAGGUGCUGCUUUGUGGAAUGCAAGAGAUAGACCUGAAUGAUUGGCAAAGAAAUGCAAUUUAUCGGAACUACACCAGAAACAGCAAACAAAUAGUCUGGUUUUGGCAGGUUGUGAAAGAAAUGGACAAUGAAAAAAGAAUGCGCCUACUGCAGUUUGUCACUGGGACAUGCCGCUUACCAGUUGGUGGUUUUGCUGAUCUCAUGGGGAGCAAUGGUCCUCAGAAAUUCUGCGUUGAAAAAGUGGGGAAGGAAAACUGGUUACCAAGAAGCCACACCUGUUUCAAUCGUUUGGAUCUGCCGCCUUACAAGAGCUUUGAGCAACUGAAGGAAAAGCUGUUGUUUGCGAUAGAAGAAACUGAAGGAUUUGGACAAGAGUAACUACCAUGUCAGAAGGGAGUUAAUGUGCUGUCUGUUAUUUUAAGGGGCUUUGUAACGAGGAAUGCAUUUCCAUUUCUUGUGCUUUCUUUCCAGUAGACAUCUGUUUAGCCAGACAUGUCAGGGCAGACUAUUUGUGUCAGAAACCCUGUGGGAAAUGGCUGUAAGGCUUUGUCUUGGCUUUGUCUCUCUAUAUUUGCAAGCUGAAAAACCUGAUAUAAUGAGGAAAUUGUACAUGUUCAAAUAGAAUUAAUGUGCUGUGAUAAACAGCUUAAACUGCAGUUUGUUCACUUGCGUUGUAUUUGAAGGAACAACCAGGCUGAUCUUACACGAACAGCAAUACAGUUGGCUGCUAUUUGUAAUUUAGUGAGCUGGUUGAUGAGGCUUUCCUAGAUCUGAUUGCAUCAUGCAGUUGAGGCUAAAGCAGGGCUAGAAAACUACCCAGGCUGAAUUGAGAAGCAAACCAUGACAGAGUAAAUCUACCCUUAAAGGGAAAGGGUUUUUUGAUUGCAAUGUAUUUAUCAUUUGCUCUCUGAUUGCAAUGUAUUUAUCAUGGUUCAUUACUGCUUCAUCACCUCCCCUACUCGCACUUCCUCCUUUUACCUCUCCAAUAACUCGUCUUUGUCACAGGAUUUAUUUAUAUUUAAUUUUAACAAGUUGCAAACAAUGUUCUGAAUUCUAAUUCAAGUGUUGCAAGGCUGAGGGUGUCCUCUCCAGAUGAGAAAUUCCUAUUGAAGCAGGUUCUCCCAUUUUGCUGAUGAUUAGUGGUUAGAGGCCAGUGUACUGUCAGUGAACAGAUGUCUGCUGUGUAUUUUUGUACCUUUUAUUGAUUUUCUUUUAAAGAUCAUUACCUGUAAAGAAACCUGCAACAAUAGUACUCAUGAUGUUAUCCUGAAUCUAAUCCACCUCCUCCCUGCAAAGGGUGGUUGGAAAGCAGAGGUCUCUGCCCUGUAUUUUAAAAUGAAUGCAAAAAAUAGCUGAGUUACAUAGCUCUAGUUUUAUAGAGCAUGACUGGGGAAUGUUUGUGGUAUUUGUGUACUGACAUACCUGAUUCUGGAACGUCUGCCCAAUAUAACAUUGGCUUCAGCUUGAGCUCCCUCCCCACCCCCGCCUCAUUCUUUUAGGUUUUGCCAGUAUAACUGGCAAGUGACUUCUCUGAGGGUGUUUUAUAGUAACCAGUCUCUCUCACGUAGCACCCAAGGUAGCAUUGGAUCAAGCAACUUUUCUACUACUUUUCCCCCCAUCUUGUUUUAGAAGACAAACUGUUAGCAGGAUACGGCACUUUGUAAGAAGGAUCUGUUUUGAAGUUUCUGAACUCUGGGAUGUGGAAGGAAAAUAUGCCCUAAAGCAGUAGCAAUCAAAGGUAACUUUUCAGAGUCCAUGUCCUCAUGUGGUUAUUUUUACGGCCAGGACUAACUGUACAGCAUUUUUACUUUUGCCUGGGAAUGUUUGCUUUUUGUGAACUUGCUGCUUUCUGGAAUCACACCAUCUCUUUACUGCUCAUCUCAUUCCUUGGAAGAUGAACUUCAAAAUGGUCCCAGCAGUUUAUUUGGGAUAUUCGUAUCGAUUGAAUUAACAAUUCCUACCUUGCCUCUGCUUCACUUCAGCAUUUUAUAGUUUCCCCUUUUCUAUUCUAAUUCCAAACAUUUCCUGUUCACCCCAGGUACAAUCGCCAUAUACCCAGGCAAAAAAAUUCAAGUGAUUUCAUCUAGAGCCUAUUAUGGAUAAAAGUGUCCCUUAACAGGGAUAAAAUGUACCUACCCCAAAAUUAUCUCUUAAGGAUUGUAUCAUUUUGUAUUCUAAAUUGUGCUAAAUAAUUUUGAGCCCAAUAAUGGUAUGAAAUCUCCACAGCAAGUUUACCAUGUCUGAUCGUCAUCUAGUGUGCUGCUGCUGUGAAGUGUGUUUGAGGUUCUGUGUGGACAAAUUUCUGCUUAGCCGUGAUGUCCUCCCGCAUCAGAUUUCCUCUGAAGAAUCACUGGUUAGACUUGCACUCUACCACCUACCAAGAAGCUGGAGGUGAUGGUUGACAAUUGGUUUAGGGAAAGGUGGAAGGAAACUGACUUGCACAAGACAGCAGUGGGAAGGAACAUGCUAUAUGUGACCAUUUUCUUCUGUGCUGCACUGUUAAAUAGAGCUGUGAUUAUUACAAGGGCUUUGGUGCAUAGUGGAGUAGUUGCAUCUCCCAAUGAUGCUUUGAGGUUUCCCAGCUGCUUAAUUUGGAAAGAUGCAAAUUACUCUAGUUUAUAAAAACAUAAAGAAGUGGUACAAGACAUGCAUCUUGUGAGAACAAAUGAGGUACAUGGUGUCUGAGGGAACUUCACUGACCAGUUAUUUAUCUCACUGGCCUGCGUUAUUCAAUUUGCAACUGAUUUGUAAAACAAAACGCAUUAUACCACUUCAGUAGAAUUGGCACCCUUUUCUCACCAUUCUCCUGCUCCAUUCUCCACAAGGUUAUAUGUAAUUGUAUUUCAUUGUAAAUUGGCAAUUCAUACAGACCAGGCAUUGCUGGGUGCAAUAACUCUGAGGGGAAGGUAGUCAAGGUCGCUGCCAACUGGCCUAAUUGCAUUGGGGCAUUAAGGGGAAAUUCAUCUGUGCCUGUGCGCAUGUGUCUUUUGAAGACCUGGCUGAACUCUGCUUUGUAUUCCAUACUCAAAAUGGUCUCUGCAUCUGCUGCCCAAGCUCAAGUGGAAAACAGUAGCUAAGGUCGAGACUGCUGGUGUGAUGGAACUUCUUCAACAAAAGACCAAGUGCUUUCAGGAUAGGACAGAAGAAUGUUGGGUUAUGGAAAUUCAGUUGUCUUACUUUUCACUAAACCAGUUCUUAAAUCAAGGUUAUAUGUGUAAUAUAUUGUGUUAACAUUGGUUACGAACUGUAUGUAUAGGAUACGAGAGGUAGUUUUUUUGUUAAAACCUGAAUGUUUUAAUGAGUUUUUGAAUUCAGUUUGAAUUUGUAACUGUGGCUCUGGCUUUAACCUUGAAACCAGCAUCCCCUAGGCUUGUUGAUAAGUGCAUGUUCAGAGAUUGUGAAGUCCCACAUUGACUGAUCCACGUUGGAGUACAUUAAUUGGCCUCUGACUGUGCUGUGGAGGGAAGAUUUGGUUUUGUUUGCUGGUUAUUGGCCAGUAAAAGUCUUUGCUGGGCAAGACAGGUGUGGACUUUGUGCCUGGAGGGCAUGACCAAGAGCAGUCUUCCCCAUUUGCUCAUAACUGCUGUAUUGGCUCAUGAUGAAUAACCACUGCUGAGAUACCUGAAGUCCCAAUGAACCAUUCCCCUGCAGGAGUUGGCACCUGAGGUUAACAUUCUCAUUUUGAAAGCAAUACAAACUCUGUGGAGCCCGCUUCAACAAACUUAACAAUUAAACAGGCUAUUGGUCUGUAGCUGUGCAAAAUUGACAGGCUGGUUUAUAGUCACCGUUCUUAAGUCCUGGACCUUGUAACCCACACUUUAGCUAGCUUGACCUAUGUGCGCCUCGCUCUGGGGCUCUGCACACUCCUACAUCGAAUGGGAAUCUCUGUGUAUUGAUUUCUCAGGCAUAGUGGAGCUUGGAUUUUCUAUGAGUGAUCGCCACCUGAUGAAGCAAAGAAACCACUCUCUGAGGCUGUGUUUCUUGUGCUGUUUUUGCAGUCCGUCAUUGGUGUAUCUAUUUCUGAGAUGCCAGUUAGCUGGGUUAAAGAUCUGUUGUUUACCAGACAAAUGUACUUAAUGUUAACAGGUGGAAUUAUUGGGGCAACUGAACAUGGCACCUUCCUUACAGGCCAGUUUUGUUGCUCCGUAGUCUUGAUUAAUAUUUAACAACCUCUGUGUAAUCUUGUGCGAUGUACUUCACAAUAAAUAGCUAGAAUACUGAGAACGCAAUAAGUAAAUGUAAGCUAAUAUUAAACAUUAAGCUCCCAUUAAAUGUGAAUAAAUAAUUGCUGGACAUUUUUGGAAUGCAUGUGCUGUGCUAGGCAGCACCUUUCCAUGAUUUUUUUUCCCUCUAUCCCUUGCCACCUGGUUGCCACAAAUAAACUGUUCCACAUAGCACAGAACAAGAAUCUUGGUGCAAUUUUUUUCUAGGCCAGCAAGCAACACAGUUUCAGAAAAGUGAGAUGUGGCAAGGUGCUUUAUUCCAGUCGGUGUUUGCCCCCCUCUCCCCUUGCCACUCCUGCUCCUUGCUGCUUUUGGGAAAAUGCCACACCUGUGUUAGCCUGACACUUCCUCUUGUCUGACACAAACUGCUUGUUAAAUCCCAGCAGUACCAUGUAUAUGUAGAUACGGUGACUUGCAGCUGAAGACUUAAACCCCAAGUAAGGGAUUUCCUGUUCCUGUUAACCAGGCUGAUCCAAUUAACAAAGUGAAAUGUUCCUUCCAUUUGACUGAGCAAACUACCAUUCACCUGAAGGACAAUUUAUUGAUGCACUAACCCCAUCAAUAACCAGUCCAUUAGGAGAUGGUACUGCUUAGUCUUCAGAGUUGUGAAGUGGAGUACAGUUUGCAAAUUCUGUUCAUGGACAGGCUUAAAUUUUAUUGAUUUAAACUUUAUUCCUGAUUAGUGGGAAGCCAUGCUUCAAUUGAAAUAAUUGCUUGGGGUUUAUUAGCAUUGUUUUAACAGUUCUAACCAGUCCAUGCAACGUGCUGUUUAAACCAAAACAGUUAUUGAAAUAAUACAGGGACCUAAUUCACCCACGAUGGCAGUGAGUUAGUUCAAUAGGUGCCCAUCAUAAACUGCUUUUCUGUAACGCUGCUGCUCAUUGUUGCUAAGGCUAUUUGGGGCAAAUAGUUUUGUUCUGUGGUGGGGGAGAAUGGAUACAGAUUUCUGGCUUGUACUUCAGUUGAACACACAGUAAAAAAAAAAGUCCCUGCUGAGCUAAAUCACAAUUCAUCCCAAACCUAGACAAUUGAAUGUAGUUUUCUCAUUCUGAUGAGUUGGUCUACAGGUGUAUAUGACAAAAUUAAACACAUAAGGAUAACUUUCAUGCCUUCACCACCCCCCUUCCUGUUAGCACAUUAGCUUGUAAAUACACAUGCUGCAGCUCUCACUUCCCCACCACCUCAACAGUAGUUUGUAAUGGGAUGCUUGGUAUAAUUGUCAGUGGCUCGCUUGCUAAAGGCAACACAUAAAUCAGUUGUGUAGAUCAGAUAAUUCCUGGCUUGUUCCGCUUUUGUUGACCUUGGGUGGCGGGGGGAUGGAUGGUAAAAAUUCCUCCUCCCCCCCCCCCCCCCCCCCCCCCAAUAUGCUUAAAAACCUAAUUGCUACCAUGUUCCACUAAGCAAGCCCUGCUGAAGGUAGUUUUGUGUGAAAGUCUGGGUGUUUGGGAAGGCUCACUUGGGCGGUGUGUUCUGUGGAAUUGUAUCCUGAUGGGACUCAGCGUCAAGCAGAGGAAGAGCAAAAAUGUGGCUGGAAUGUGUUUGAUUGGGUACCUGACAGCCUCUAGACGUGAGGAAAGCAAGAAGGGAAAUUCCUUUGUGGCUGUAUGUCCACCAUUUUGUUCAGGAAAUAACUGGAAUCUGAAGCCAAGGGUGCUGCACUUUGAUUUUAUAGUUGCGCAUCGUAAAUUUAUCCACUGUGAUAUCAAUAAGAAACCCUCUCAUCCUAUCUGUAUAAUGCAUUGUCAUCUGAUGAUGAUUUGAAGUGGUUUGGAGGCUUGACAAAGACUAGGCUCAGCUACUUAUCCAAUGGUAAUAGCCUGGAGAUUUUAAACCCUUUUUUUCUGACUUAGGGUGGCAGAAUAGAAAAAGCCAACAGGUCUGUAUCCAGCUUUCUUCCUCUGCCCCCUUGUUAUAAUCACAACCAUGCUAAAGCAGGAUGUUUAGGUAAAAUAGCAUCUAAAGGAAUUUGAAAGAUUCCCCCCAGCUCCCCACCACCCCCGAUGUGCAUUUGCAGUAAUUUGUCUGCUCAUUCUAUCUAUCAAAUAUUAGAAGUUUCUGAUGAACAAUCUAAAAUAUGCAAUGCAUCUGCACAGGUAUCAGUUCAUUUUUUUUUACUUGUUAAAUGAAAUUCAACAUUUUUCAUGUUAUGAGUGAUGACACUUGAUUUUGAAUGUAGUGUUAAAAACCAAAUAAUUAGCAACCCAGCUCCCUAUGUUUGCAGCAAAUGGUUGAAACCUUCCUUUGUCUCCACCUGUAGGGAACCAAAUUCCUUUCAGAGUUUUGCCUACUUAGCCUUCCAUAAUGUUGCAUCAACCACUCAAAUAUCCAUUGGAUAAUUGCUGUGUGAUGGUCUUUCACUCAUAUCCUCCUGUGUAAGUUUCUCAUAGUUGUAUAAAUAGCACUGAUUACUUUGAUUUGAAAUUAAAAUGUCUUGGGUCUUUUAAAUAACUAGCUUAGAAGUAUUUACAAGUAAAUUCUAAGGAAAUUUAAUAGAUGUUAUUUCUGAAUCUGCAACGUAAUUUAAAGAAAUCUGGAAAUUGUCAUUCAGAUCUUUGAGCUUUCUACAUCGUGUUAAUUUCCACUGUAUGAUAUCUAAGGAUUGUAAAUCAUGUUAAUAUUUCUGUGUUUAAUCAUUUUUGUAAAGCUGAAUUUGAUUGUUCCAGAAAUAAGUUAAGGCUAAUAUGGUAAUUCUGACCUCUUGGCACAAGCUUCUUAUCCUGUUUACCUAUGUAAAAAUAGUUAACAUUGUAUAAAAAAAAAUUAAAAGCUUCUCAACUGUAC